GCAUGUCACGGUUUAAUCUCUAACUAGUACCAGUGCGGUAAUUUGCUGUAUUUAAAUUUGUAGUUGUGUUAUGAUUAAUGCUAAUAUAAUUGCAGCCUUAAGAAGAAAAUUUAAUUGUGCAAGAUUUGACAAUUUGGAAAGUUUAAUUCUGCGUAUGGACUGAACUUCUCUGGUGACCAAACAGAAGAAACAGCUUGAACUACAAGAUGAGACUACCAGUCAUCUCUGUACCUUCCACACCAGUGUGUAUUCCUCAUGACACACCUCCUGUCCGGCAGAGGCGCUGCCUGGUGGUCACUCCCAUGAUGCUUCCCAUCAUCUCAGACUCUGCCCGGCUGAGGACAAGCACUCAGAGUAUUCCAAGACUGAACCCUUUACAUCCACCUCUGGUCCAUAAACGCACCGUCAGUCUGGAGACGCCAGCUGUUCACCACCACAACCACCAGAGGACACUGAUAAUGCAGAGAAGAGAGCAUUACAAGUAUCAUCAAGUGUGGCGAAAACCCUUUUAUGGAAGCAGCAGUGAAAGAGAAGAAUACAGGAAGGAGCUGCGAGAGCAGUUAAAGAGGCAGAUGGAGGAGAAAUGUGUAGCACUGAAGCUACAGCUGGCCAGUAAAGUGAAGGAAGCUGAGAACAUACGAGAAGUGGACCGCCUCGCCCUGUCCAGUGAAAGAGAACAAAGGAUCCAGCACAGCAAAGCAAUGACGGCGUACAGAGAUGAGAACAAAAGGCUAAUGGAGCAGAGCUGGAGGGACAGAGCACUAACACGCUCCCAGGAGGUCCUGAAGGAGAGAGAGCUGCUGCACCUCAACCCCAUUAACUGGAGUGGAACGCUGAAAUAGGUUGAACCUCAACAUCCAGAAUCAAAUUUUCACACUCAGGCCUCGCUGUAGCACUUAGACAUGCAUGAGUGUCAGAUGAAGAUGAGAAACAGCAUAUAUAGUACAUGUGAUUAGUGCUGUGAUAGCCAUUGAAGGAGCUUAAGAGGGAUAUUUCUAGGAUUUUGUUAUACGAUCUAAGAAUGCCAAUGUAUUCCCAAUCUUACUUCAUAGAGGUUAUAUUACCGUACAGUAAAUCCAAGAUUUAAAAGAGUACGCCACAAAUUUAGCAUUACAUUUCUGUAAUACUGUCAGACUUAACAAUAUCAUCUUUUUUAUCAUCUUUAAACCUUCUUCCUACAUUACACGCAAUGCCACCUGACCGACAACAGUUCUGCUGAAGAUAUAGGUGUGGUAUAUAAGUAGCAGCUAAGGGAUGAGGAGCAGGCCACAAAGGUCCAGUAAGCUUACUUCCUUCUAACUCCUUCAUACCCCCAGAUGGUUUUCUUUUUCACAUCUGUAGUUUCCUGACCCAAAUGAAAUUUAAAAAUUUUAAAAAUCAGAUUUCACGCAGCUCUCUUCAGGCGACAAACAACUGUGUGCAACUUUUUUCACAUACAUGCAGUAGCACUCCCCAAGACCUAUAAACAAGCUUUGAUGGCCAUUUCAUCUCCUUUAAUUUC
Molecule: messenger RNA, 1501 nt
Organism: Lates calcarifer (barramundi perch)
Lineage: Eukaryota; Metazoa; Chordata; Actinopteri; Centropomidae
Exons: 6
Coding region: 207-842 (211 amino acids)
Source: RefSeq, a predicted model, not a curated record